GGAACUCAAACUCACACCCUCGAAGCUAAGAAUCCUAACACAUUGCACGAGACUCGAAGCUCUACGUGUCCCUCUGUGUCUUCGGUUCCCGACACUUCUCGCUCUCCCAUUGGUCCUCUGACGGGGCCCAAUCACAACCCCAACUUUAGCUGGACCCGACCCACCUUCUCUGCCACGUUUCCUUGUUCCACCAAUCCCUUCUCUGCGGUGUUCGCCUCACUGUGGCGCACGUGUAUGCUCUCACACGUGUCGCCUCGCCAACCCUAUAAAAUACUAGGUCCUGUCAAGCCACAUUUGGUGCGUUUCUAUUACCUACACAGAGCCGAGUGCUAGAGAUAGAGAGACAGGAAGACAGUGAUGGAUGGGAGAGGAGGGUGCUGUAUAGGAAUAUCGAGGUACGGCGGUGGAGUUUACGAUAUGUCCAAGGUGGAUAGGAUAAUGCUAAGGUUCAGGCCGAUCGCGCCGAAGCCGGUCACCGGAGGAUCACCUUCUGGAGGUCCUACGCCGGAGAAGGCUGACGCGUGCGUCAAAAGCGGGAGAGGGAAGAGAAGGUACGCGAGAGAUUAUAGCAAUAACAAUAAUAAUAUUGUUAACAGCAAGCGGUGCAACAGGAAAAGAAAGGCUUCGCCGGAAGAGAAGGUAGUGACUCUACCGCUACUGCCGGAGGCGCCGGACCGAAGGGAAUCGCCGGAGAGGGUGUCUCCGGGGGAGAAGCUUGACAAGAAGGUGGAGAUGAGAGAAGAACUGAACGGGCUGAGCUUUGAUGGGAAUAAUAAGGUGGGGCAAGGGUUGGGGUUUGGUGGGUUGUCAGAUCGGAUGGCGGCGAUGCCGCCGGGGGUGUGGGUGGUGGGGUCCUGCGUGAUAGUGGAAUGUGUGAUGGACACGUGGGUGGACGGGGAUGGGCUGGGGCGUACAGACGAGGAGAGGAGGACGACUCUGAGGAGGGACACGUGUCCCGGGUUUGUAUCCGACGGUUUGGGUAGGGUGACGUGGACGAAUGAGGCGUACCGGAGGAUGGUGGACCAGGGGGUGGACCCAGCGGGAAAUCAGGGCCACCUGACGGUGUGGUUGGUGUUGAAGGAGGAGACUGCUGUGCCGAGUCUGACGCACUCGGCUUUCACGUGCAGGGUGAGGGUGGUUCAGUACGACACGCGUGGGAAGGAGCGGAGCUCUCUGACGCUGCCUUGUGACGUGUGGAGAAUGGACGGCGGUGGUUUUGCAUGGAGGUUGGACGUUAAGGCUGCUCUCUGUUUGGGUCGGUGACAAGCCAAGCCAUAGCCAAGCUAAACCAAGCCAAGCCGUUUAAAAGAACUAAAGCUUUGGUAGCUUUGCUUAAUGCUUACCUUCGUAAUUGUGAAUAUUUUUAGGCUUUUGAUGUACGUUUUCCUUUUAAGCUUUUGCACUGUUUUUCCACGUUCUUAUCUCUUGCGUACGUACUCCUGUGCGUUGGUUUGAUCAGGUAUAUAUCAUUUGUUCUUCGCUGAGUGUGAACAUUUUUGGACCGUUGAUCAUCUACGUUAAUUUGCUUUUCGCCUUCUUUCUA
Messenger RNA from Corylus avellana, 1543 nucleotides. RefSeq names its product von willebrand factor A domain protein. NCBI's taxonomy places the organism in Eukaryota, Viridiplantae, Streptophyta, Magnoliopsida, Fagales, Betulaceae. The record is from RefSeq and is a predicted model, not a curated record.